Molecule: messenger RNA, 4138 nt
Organism: Chinchilla lanigera (long-tailed chinchilla)
Lineage: Eukaryota; Metazoa; Chordata; Mammalia; Rodentia; Chinchillidae
Gene: Slc35f1
Product: solute carrier family 35, member F1
Exons: 8
Coding region: 162-1211 (349 amino acids)
Biological process (GO): transmembrane transport
Cellular component (GO): membrane
Molecular function (GO): transmembrane transporter activity
Source: RefSeq, a predicted model, not a curated record
GUGUUUUUUUCUUCACUACUCAGCUGCCUUGCCUUUGGGAGAGGCUCUAUAAACGCAGGAGCGUUUCCAACUCCCUGGGCUUUGCAUAUCCAUUCUUCCUGCUCUGGAGUGCCUUCCUAGAGGGACCGUCCCCGGGGAAGGGCAGACCUUCAACCAGGGAGAUGUUAAUCUCUGUGGCUCUGGGCCAGGUACUAUCCCUCCUUAUUUGUGGAAUUGGCUUGACCAGCAAGUACUUGUCAGAAGAUUUCCAUGCCAACACUCCAGUUUUCCAGAGCUUCCUCAAUUAUAUCCUUCUCUUCUUGGUCUACACCACCACCCUCGCCGUCCGACAAGGAGAAGAAAACCUCCUGGCGAUUCUGCGGCGGAGAUGGUGGAAGUACAUGAUCCUGGGCCUCAUCGACCUGGAGGCCAACUACCUGGUGGUGAAGGCCUACCAGUACACCACGCUGACCAGCAUCCAGCUCCUGGACUGCUUCGUGAUCCCGGUGGUGAUCCUGCUGUCCUGGUUCUUCCUGCUGGUCCGGUACAAGGCCGUGCACUUCCUGGGCAUCGUGGUCUGCAUCCUGGGCAUGGGCUGCAUGGUGGGCGCCGACGUGCUGGUGGGGCGACACCAGGGAGCAGGGGAGAACAAGCUGGUGGGGGACCUCCUGGUGCUGGGAGGGGCCACGCUGUACGGCAUCUCUAACGUCUGGGAGGAGUACAUCGUCCGGACGCUCAGCCGCGUGGAGUUCCUGGGCAUGAUCGGGCUCUUCGGUGCCUUCUUCAGUGGAAUUCAACUAGCCAUCAUGGAGCACAAGGAGCUGCUGAAGGUCCCCUGGGACUGGCAGAUAGGGCUGCUGUACGUGGGCUUCAGCGCCUGCAUGUUCGGUCUCUACAGCUUUAUGCCCAUCGUCAUCAAGAAGACCAGCGCCACCGCCGUCAACCUCUCCCUGCUCACGGCGGACCUGUACAGCCUGUUCUGCGGGUUGUUUCUGUUCCACUACAAGUUUUCAGGACUCUAUCUGCUGUCCUUCUUCACCAUCCUCAUCGGGCUGGUGCUGUACUUCUCCACCUCCACCUACAUAGCCCAGGACCCCCGUGUGUACAAGCAGUUCCGGAACCCUGCGGGGCCUGUCGUGGACUUGCCCGCUGCGGCCCAGGUCGAGCCCUCGGUCACCUACACCAGCCUGGGCCAGGAGACCGAAGAGGAGCCCCGCGUGCGCGUGGCCUAGGCCGUGGCCCCGUGCUCGCCAUCAUCUCCGUGUUGUACAUAGAGAAAGGUAUUUACUAGGUGCAGCUCACACAGGUGGCCUGCAAGGUAGCAAGUCCUGGGAGCCUGGAGAGGUGCAUGCUAAGGACCACGGGGGGCCAGGCCCAGUGCGCCUGCCCAGAGCCACUCAGCGGUGUGCACCCUGUCACAGCCCCCGCGUCAGUUACUGUGACAAUGUCCCGAUCAAAAUCCGUGUCCUCGUUAUCAUGACUUGUGUGACUGCUGUGAUGCCGUCUUCAGGAGGGUCUUUUGGACUCCUGGUAGAACAAUUGCCAGGGCCCACGCAGUCCACAGAAGCCCACUGCUCUAUGGAAAUCCACCUCUGAGGGGUCAUACUUUAGUGUUUGCCUAGACAGAGUGACGCGUGCCACAGGAGCGCCACCCUGAGAAGUGUCAUAAUCCUGGGCCCAGUUCCUGGUGGUUUCUCUCACCCUGUCGGAUUGCCUGCCUGCUCAGUAAGUACUUUGUGCUGUGACCCUUGUGGGGAGGGGCAAAUGACCACACAAUUCUCUAUUCUAGGAAUAGACUUAAAACAAGUAUUUUAGCCUUUUUAUAUUUCAGUCGCUGAUUACCCAAGCCAUCGCCUUUCUUUUGGGCCAUGAAAUUCAGCUAAUCAAGUCCCUGUAGUAACAGGAUAAGAACUGUUCCAUUUCUGUGGCUUAGGGGAAACCCCCAAAAUAGGAACAUUUGUGUUUGGGGUUAGAUUUGCUUUCAAACUUUUUCUGCCCCUCCCUAAAUCAUCUCUUCAAAAAUUAUUUUUUAUUUUAUUUUCCUCCUAUUGCCUAGAUUCUCUUAAUCAUAAUAUGCAAAUUAAUCAAGGCACAGAAAAAAAGCCAUACUCCUCUACCUUCUUAAUUAUAGCGCAUGUUUUUGAAAUGUACUGCGUGGAAAUGAUUUUUACUUUGGAGUAGCAUUGGUUACGCCACCUCCUGAGGCCACGGCACUGAGCUGGGCCGUCCUGAUGAUGGCUCAGUUGCCGUGGGAGACGUCACCGUUGGAAAAGCCUGGCAUGGUGGUCACAGCUGACCUGCAUCUUAACAGCAGAGCACACAGGCGCAACGGCCUAGUGGGUGCAGAGAAUACUACAGGGUCCCGAAAGCCCUGCACCACAUGGCUCCAUCCCAGCCUGGCGCCUUUGAGAAACCCCUUCAUUCCAAACACAGGAGACCAAGAACCACAGGCCCCUGUCUCUUGGAACAGACGCGCCAUGUCAGUGCGUGAAGUGUGUUGUAGGUUGGGCCGACUUUAAUGCCACCCACCCCAGGGCACCUCUGGUAACAUGCCAGGGCUUGCAUAGCGUUUAUGUGCCCUUGGGCAAUUCAGAACAAUGCCUCUUAGGCAGGCAAGGAACGCAAAACACUGCUGGAGUCUGUAGAGAAGAGAUAGUGGGGUGGGGCCUGGUGAGGCCUCAAAGUGCAGGCAGAAGCAGCCCACGCUGUUCCCAGCACUCCGUGGCCUUUUUGCAUGACUCCUACACAGGCGGGGGUCCUGUCACAGAAGAUGGCAGAGGAACCAUCCUCUCUGAUAUGCAGAUUUCAUGGUCACUCCUGCCCCUCAGGAGCAGGCUUCAUUUGCUGUGGAGUCCAGGUCAACCUGAAGCUCUAUCAAAUCAAAACAACCUUGCUACCUUUGAACCAAUUAAAUACCUUUCUCUGAAUGUUUUUCUUAAUUCAGAUCUGAAGACCUUUAAAGAUUGUGGUUUUAUUUUUGUGUUUACAUUCCUUUGGUUUGCAUAAUUUGCUUGAUUUAUUUCAUUUGUAGUAUUUAUUUUAAGCCAAAUGUGUUUGUCAUUUUGAUUCAUUUUUAUGAUGCUAAUUUGUAGACACUUAGUAAAGUCUUAUGAGAAGCAAGUGGCUGGAAUAAUUUCUAAGUCCACUCAGUGGACUGGGAAUUUUUUUAAAAAUUCAAAUUUCCAAAGGUUUGCAAUUGACUAAUGGCUAAAGGCUGCCAUUUGAAUUAUUUUCUAGGAUGUUUAGAUUGACUACUAUAUGGAAGCCAAGUGUGAAGUUCAAGGUAAACUCAUUGUAGGCCCUUGUCAUCCGGUGUCCUGGUAGUCAGACCUUCGUGUCACCGGGUCACCUCACCGUGUUGGUUUGUCUCUAUUUAGAGAGGCUGCAGAUGUACUAAGCUGUCCAUGACCAGGAAAGGACAAGAAGAGUAACAAAGGACAAAUUCUUUUUCUGUGUAAAAACAUUGAUCCUUUGGGAAUGGGGAGGGAAAUGGGAAUAGGGCAAUAUUAAUUCUAGCAGUUUUAGUUUCUGAGAUUUCAUAGCCUCAGUAGAAACCAGCAAAAAUUUCAGCUGUUCAGUCCACCACCACUCUUCCUCCACAAGAUGAGACUUCCAAAACCUGUACACAGUCUGAUUACACUCUCCUGAAGCCGUGCCCCCCAAGGAAAGCGGUGGUUCUCAUUUCCUCGUCCAAGUCUUGCACUGGGGACAAGCCGGUCCUGGUCACUCCUUCCCCCAGCUGCACACCCAACACUCACGUCCGGUAGACCAAGCGAGGGAAUGGUUUGCACCACUGUGUCCCAUGAAAAUGUUUCAAUGUUUAGUUUAGAUAUUGCUAACUUGUGCUAUUAACCUGACAAGCGUGUAGUAUUGUUUGUUUUGGUUUAUUUUUUAUUUGUAACCACUUAGUAGUCCCAGCUAGAUACCAGUACAGAUUUUACCCCAUGGGUAGGAUUCUAUUGUUAAGCCACAUAAUAAAGCACACUAAUCCUGACACUGCAAAUGGAAAAAUACAAACCAAAAAAAGGAAAAUUACACCAAUAAGUUGAAGAAGCUGUCCGUUUUUUGAUAUUUGCAUGCUCCCCUCUGGACUGGCUGUGGCAAUGUAAUGCCUGUAUAAUGUUUUCAAAUAAAAAUAAAUGCUUUAUGAAAGCACCGA